Messenger RNA from Electrophorus electricus (electric eel), 3242 nucleotides. RefSeq names its product EPM2A glucan phosphatase, laforin (gene epm2a). Gene Ontology annotation, molecular function: starch binding; protein tyrosine phosphatase activity; carbohydrate phosphatase activity. Gene Ontology annotation, biological process: protein dephosphorylation. Lineage: Eukaryota; Metazoa; Chordata; Actinopteri; Gymnotiformes; Gymnotidae. The record is from RefSeq and is a predicted model, not a curated record. Gene Ontology annotation, cellular component: nucleus; cytoplasm.
UCGCAUACUUGCCCAUCGAGAAGAGCGUCUGCCGGGGACACGAUUUUCAUGACCGUUAUAACAUUAUAUGUAACAUUAUAUGCUUAAUAACCUGGCGCAGCGCUUUUGCAGCUAUAUCUCAGCGCCGAGAUCUGCGCUCUUCUACCUAACGUUUUAACACACUUGCUAAACGUGCCUUUUUAAACCAGAACUCUCAGAUUUAAAUUUUAAGAGUUUCGUUGUUUGUUUGUUUUUUCUCCCGUCGAGAUGAUGAUUUUUAGGUUCGGGGUCGUUUUAAGUCCCGAACGCUCGGACGUCGAGGUGUUUGUGUCGGGAUCCCGUCCGGAGAUGGGUCACUGGGCUCCCGAUAAGGCGGUUCCGAUGAAGGCGACGCGGGCGGUCGUGUCCACCCACGAACCGUGUCUGUGGACCGGCGAAGUGCACCUGGCGGAGCCUUACAGGGACAAGCUCUGGUUCAAGUUCAUUAAAAGGGUCGGCGGUAGCUAUAUUUGGGAAGGCGGUGGGCCACAUCACGACCGCGAGUGCGUGUAUGAUAAAAGCAGCUCGGUGGACGGAGUUUACUGCCACCCCAUCGGCCACUGGCUCGAGGAGAGCGGCCACACUGACGAGAUGACACACACAACGAACUUCUACUUUAGCGUCGCAGGACACCAAGCCAUGCACUUCUCAAAGGUUCUGCCGAGGAUAUGGCUAGGUAGUUGCCCUCGGCAACUGGAGCAUGUGACCCUGAAGCUGAAGCACGAGUUGGGUGUCACCGCGGUGAUGAACUUCCAGACGGAGUGGGACGUGGUGAACAACUCCUACGGCUGCCGGCGUGACCCUAACCAUCCCAUGACUCCUGAGACCAUGAUGCACCUGUACAGAGAGUGCAACCUGGCCUACAUCUGGCUCCCCACGCCAGACAUGAGCACGGACGGUCGCGUGCGGAUGCUGCCCCAGGCAGUGUUCCUGCUCCAUGGCCUGCUGGAGAAUGGUCACACGGUCUACGUGCACUGCAACGCCGGCGUGGGCCGCUCCACCGCCGCUGUGUGCGGCCUGCUCAUGUACGUGUUGGGCUGGAGCCUCAGGAAGGUGCAGUACUACCUCAUGUCGAGGAGGGCGGCGGUGUACAUAGAUGAGGAGGCUCUGGUCCGAGCACGGGAGGACUUCCUGUUAAAGUUUGGACAUUUGCGUUCCUCGUUCUGCAGUUCUGAGAUGUAAAGACAGAACCCUCGUAUGGACAGGAGACUGAAAACAAGAAGGUGCACACACAAUCCAAUCCAAUGUUAUGCGUUAAGGACUGCACCAGUUACACCAGUAUGUUAAGGAUUACACCAGUUACACCAGUACAUUAAAGAUUCCACCAGUCUAGAGAGUUCUACAGCUUUUCACAAGAAAUAAAAUUAUAGUGUGAAACUUGUAUCUCAAUUUAGUUUUCAAACACAAACUAAAUUUCCUGAUCUUAGUUCCAAUCUUUCUGCUUAUUUAACAGGAUUAAGGAGAAUACAAAAGGUAUAACGUGUUCCCUAGUCACCAUAAAUCACUUAAAAUCUUGCUGUGAAAGAGUAAAGUAUCGUUUUUUUGCUCCCUGUAAAACCUCUGGCUGUGUCUGUGUUGUGCUGCUCCAACAUUCAUCAUGUCGUCUCCUCACACAGCUGUACUUCCGCUUAAUACUAGUUCUUCCAUCUUUUAGCAAGACAGCCAUGUUCAAAAGGCACCUUGAAGCCAUCAGCUCGAAUGCUAAUGUAGCAGUUCUCGUUACACUGUCUGCCGUUUUCCAAAUUUAAUACCGCCCCCUUAAUUCAUCUGGGAACAGACAAUGUGGCGGCUAUAUUUAGCCCAGUGGUAUGCCUCUGUGUUGAGUGAUAUCAGGGAACUCUAGCUGGGCUCUGUAAAGCACUGUGACCUUUGGAUGAAGCAAUGGAAACUCUCUCUGUGAUGGAAGGCUUGGAUGAAUGGGUGAAAACUGUGUGAAAGGGGGAGAAAGGGAGAGGAAGAAGAGAGAAGAAGAGAGAGCGGCGGAGAGAGAGAAUUUUGAAUGUUAGUCACAUACACGUCUGUCCUCACCGUGUCUUUCUGGGUAGUUCCAAAAGCGACAGAAAUUAAAUGCAUUUUACUUUUGGUUUGACAUAAGUUACAGUGUAGUGUCACCUUUGGCUCCACAAUAGACGCUGCAGUAAGUGAGUAACCACUGGUUACCUGCAGCUCCAGAGGGGGGGUCGGCUCGGCUCCCCUCUAGACCCCAGAAAUGAGGAGUGUGUCCACUGUAUGUGUGUGAUUACUACUGUAUCAGACAAAGCGGCACACAUAAACACAAAACAUUUUCUAGCCAGACCCUUUAAGGAUGGAUUGAGUUUCCCACGUGGAUCUGAAAGCUCUUGUCCUACUUGGGUAGAAAGUCUGACAACAAUAUAAGCAGAAUAAUAAUGUUUAUUCCAUCUAAAUAAAUUGAAAACAUGUUUAGUGCAACAGAACACUGACUUCUGCAUGGCACCCCCUGUAGUGGACUGAGAAGGAUGGAGUUUGGAGAAACGCAGAAUUAAUUGUUCCUUCUAACGGAGCCACUGAGACAGCUGUGUGGAGUCUCUCACUGCAAGAUGGUUUAGGAUUUUUAAAAUCCUGUAGCUUGGCCCAGGGCUCAGUCAGUUAGAACAAUAUUUGUGCUGAAGGAUUCGUGCUUUUGUGUUUUGCAUCAGUGAACAUUGAUGUGAAGGUGUGCAUCUGAGAUUGAAAUGCUGAAGGAAAGGUUUUGUAUUGUGUGAUUGUGGUGUAUCUAUUCUUCAUCUGUUUCAUAUGUUUUUAUGUCAUUGACACCCUCCACCGCAACCCCCCCCCCCAAAAAAAAAAAAUAAGAUCCUUAUAUUUUAGGAUUUGUGCUUUUAAGCUUCUGACAACAUUCAGUACAUGCUAUCAUGGAUUGGCUUGCAUAUUUGGUGUAAUGAUUGAUGUUGCCUCUAAGGUUAAGGACACACCAAACUAACACUGAAGAACCUACAGCAACUGUGUGUAUUUACACUCAAUCUCGCCAGCCCAUAGCUGAUGAACAACACACAAGUUGGUCACACAAGAAGACACAUCUAUUCCUGGAAUAUUUAAUGACCAAUGACCCUGCUCCUAUAUUGACUAACUAAACUAAUACUUAUUGUAGGGUAUUGUUUAUUACGAUGAUGUUGAUUAACAAACUCUAUCACUUAUUGUUUAUUGCACUUAUCAUUGUUUAAGAUAGACCUUAUGUGUUUUGUACUUCUAGGUAUCAGCACUGA